CGACAAACUGAGAGUAAGAUCCAGGUUGCCGCAGGCCCAGCAGCGAAGACCCAAGGUCCAAAGACCCUGAGUCCGAGCCCCUACAGCACCCACCCCUCUGCGGAAGCCCCGCCCUCUCCGGGAGCCGCGUUCACGCCACGCCCCUGCCUCACUACCUGCGUCGACGGUGAACUACAUUUACCAGAAUGCCAUUCAAGCCGCCUCGCAAGGCAGCAAUAAGUGUCUGGGUGACGCCAUCAGCCGGCGCGAUGUUUAGAGUCCAGUGAUGUCGUGGCGCUUUGGGGAAAGAAGUUGGUGUUUCUCUGGGCCCUGGUACUGAAGACGCCGUCCGGGGGAUCCCGGCCCCUUCCUACCCACCCUUCCAUCUGCUUUUUUCUUCCCUACUCUGGCAGGAUGAGGCGUGCAGGCCUGGGUGAAGGAGCACCUCCUGGCAACUAUGGGAACUAUGGCUAUGCUAACAGUGGCUAUAGUGCCUGUGAAGAAGAAAACGAGAGACUCACUGAAAGUCUGAGAAGCAAAGUAACUGCUAUAAAAUCUCUUUCCAUUGAAAUAGGCCAUGAGGUUAAACAUCAAAAUAAAUUAUUAGCUGAAAUGGAUUCACAAUUUGAUUCUACAACUGGAUUUCUAGGUAAAACUAUGGGAAAACUGAAGAUUUUAUCUAGAGGGAGCCAAACAAAGCUGCUGUGCUAUAUGAUGCUGUUUUCAUUAUUUGUCUUUUUCGUCAUUUAUUGGAUUAUUAAACUGAGGUGAUGCAAGUGAGUUUGGAAUUUGUUCCAGCUUAACUGUUUGGAGUGCCACGUUGGUAAAAAAUCAGCAGCAAAACAUUCCAAAUUUUCAAGUGUUAAUGAUUUUUUUCCAUUGAGGAUUACUGGAUUUUAUUUGUUUUAUAAAUCACAUUAGAUAACACAGUGCUCUUUGAAUACUGUUGCUUAAUGAUACAUUUUUUGCCCCUAUUUUCAGGGGUAUUGAGAUGGCCUGAAGUCACUCUGGCCCUAACAAUUUUUUUUCCUGUUGUUCGCUGUCAGAUUAAAUAACCAUCUAAUACUCUGCUCUUAGCAUAAAUGUAGGCUUAUGUUCCGUGUGAAGAAACUUAGUGGGAGAAUAACAGAAUCCCUGGAGAGCCUGAUGCUGAACUCUUGAGGUAGUGAACAAGUUUGUGAGGGAAUGGUGUAUGUAUUUUCCCUAAUUGUCAUCAGCCCUGAUAAUGUACUGCCCUUUCCUCCUCUCUUUGGUUAAAAUCGCUUAGGCUGAUUUCCUUUUACCUACAGUUUUCCUCAAAAAUUUUGAUGACAUGACUCCUCUUUCCCCUCUGCCCAGUGACCUCAUCUUUUACUGAAGCUUUUUAUUUUGGCACAGUUCUUGUAGGGCCCAAAACAAAUGUGUACCAGUCUAGUUAUUGUUUUAUAUUAAUUUUAUACAGACCAUUGACUUGGCUUACAAUAGUUCAAUGAUUUUAGCUACUUAGGUAGGCCAUUUGGUUAUCAUUUGUGACAGAAUGAUGUGAAGCUAAAGUAAUUGCUAAGCUCUGAAUGGAAAUAAAAUUAACUGCCUCUGCUUUAUUAUGUGUUCAAAAUAGAUAUUGAAAGUACUCAGGCAUUGAACUUGGGGUUAAGAGUGUUGUUGCUUUAAUCCAGUCUAUUUGUUUAUGGAAAGAAAAACAAAGAUGGACAGAAAGAAAUAUUAAGAUGUUCUUAAAUACUCUGUAUUACUACUGUUUGGAAUUUGCCCACUUACGGGUUCUAAAAAUAAAAUUUUUAAUGAAAUA
Molecule: messenger RNA, 1765 nt
Organism: Zalophus californianus (California sea lion)
Lineage: Eukaryota; Metazoa; Chordata; Mammalia; Carnivora; Otariidae
Gene: BET1
Product: Bet1 golgi vesicular membrane trafficking protein
Exons: 4
Coding region: 394-750 (118 amino acids)
Biological process (GO): vesicle fusion with Golgi apparatus; endoplasmic reticulum to Golgi vesicle-mediated transport
Cellular component (GO): SNARE complex; Golgi trans cisterna
Molecular function (GO): SNAP receptor activity
Source: RefSeq, a predicted model, not a curated record